Molecule: messenger RNA, 270 nt
Organism: Brugia pahangi
Lineage: Eukaryota; Metazoa; Nematoda; Chromadorea; Rhabditida; Onchocercidae
Source: the annotation of a GenBank genome assembly
AUGCGGAGUUAUUCAUACGGCUCAUCGCUUAACCGUUCAGAAUGUCAACCACUUUGCCACUUUAUUCAGAAUAGGAUUAGCUUGGAAGAAAUUACCAUCGAUUUAGCCGUAGACUCUAUAGAGCUAGCAGAGAAUGGGCAUGGCCCUCCAGUAAAAGCCAAGCUUGUAAUAUCUGAGCCUAGACGCAUCCUUUCCCAAAUGCAAAUGCUAAACUCCUCCAGUGUAUUUUAUAGGGAUCUGCUUGAAAUAAAAUGUGAUUCUUCGAUCUGA